This is a messenger RNA of Zea mays, 2948 nucleotides long. RefSeq lists its product as uncharacterized. The transcript is spliced from 7 exons. Bases 673 to 2748 code for a protein of 691 amino acids. Gene Ontology annotation, molecular function: lipid binding. Lineage: Eukaryota; Viridiplantae; Streptophyta; Magnoliopsida; Poales; Poaceae. Gene Ontology annotation, cellular component: endoplasmic reticulum. The record is from RefSeq and is a predicted model, not a curated record.
ACGUCAGGCUCAGCUCACAGAGGCCACCGCCGCCGUGUUCCUCUGUCCCGCGGGCCCCCACCCCACCCGCGUCUUCAACUUCCUGCCUGCCGCUCUUCUCCUUGUUUGUUCCCUUCCGUCUAAUUUGGCUGCGGGUGCAGGUGGAGGCCGAGGCCGAGGCCAACGCCGCCUGCGCCUGGCCUGCCGUGAGGUGGAGGCGGAGGCGGAGGCCGAAGCCAACGCCGCCCGCGCCUGGCCUGCCGUUCCGCGUCAUCUUCUUCCUUCGCGUAACGACGCCGGCCAGGCCAAUAAAUAAACAAUUUCCAAUUCCGUUCCUGGAGGACGUCUGCACGGGGACCUUCCCAGCGGGCGACGGCCGGCUGCAUCCAUGGCGGUGGCCUUCCUGCUGCUGGGAUUGGGUUUCCUCCUUGGCCUCCUCUCCCUGGCGAUCGCGGAGGGGCUGACGCUCCUUUGGGCCAUCCGAAGCCUCACGCGCCGCACAUCGGCCUCACGCAGCACGCCGCCGCCAUCACUCCCCAUCCACCCGACGCCGGCGCGGUCUGUGUCUCGCCACAGCCUCAACCGACAGGACACCUCAUUUCAUCCAUCCACUGCUGCAGUAUUCCACACGUUCACGACCUGUACCUUGACACCUUUCCCAUUCUAUCUACGAGUAAACAGGGCUUCUUAUGGAUGCUGGAGCAACCCAAGGAUAGCAGCAUCAAUGGCGCUAGCCCAGGGAUCAGAGACAGGAAGCUCCUCGUCGAGGUUUUCCCUGUAAAAAUGUCUGCUACGCUUCAAGGACAUUCCCUCACCUUGUCUGGACCCGAUGAUGCCUCGCAGCUAACCAUUGACCUGCUCGGUUGCACAGUUGCUGCUGUUUCUGCAUCCAAUCUGCCCUCACGUAAAUGGGCCAAGAGGUAUCCGAUAAAACUGGAAAGCAAGGAAUCUGGUAUUUGCAGGGGGAGCAAGGUAUGCUAUGUUUAUGCAGACACCUCUUGGGAGAAGGAAUCAUGGUGUAAAGCACUCCGUCUUGCUUCUACUACGGACAAGGACAAACUCAAAUCCCAUGAAAUGCUGACCCAAGAGUUCCGCAGUUACAUGUCCUCUCUGAAAGCUGGAUACCCUUCCUUUCUGGGACCCUCGACACUCUCCAGUCAGGAACAUGUGCUUGUGGACAACACUGUGAAGAAUGAUGGACCUUCAAAACUCCGAGGUUUUCUCAAACGAUUGGUGGGAAAGAAGGCAUCUGCCAAGGCUUCUCAGGAGAGCAAAACAGGUCCGGCGCCAUCUAAACAAGAUACAAGCCAACCCAGUACUCCUAGCUCCACUAUGAGUUUCAACAGCCAGCUACCAGCUUCCCCCAGUGCAAAGGUGGAUGAAAAGCUUGCCGAUGACGGUACACUUUGUUGGAACCUCCUAAUCUCCCGGUUGUUUUUUGAUGCUAAAAUGAAUGAUGAGAUGAACAAAGCCAUCAGAGCACGUAUUCAGCGAACAUUGUCGAACACCAGAACUCCAGCCUACAUUGGUGAGAUCACGCUUACUGACCUCAACCUUGGCAAGCUCCCACCAUCUCUGCACAGAAUGAGAGUCCUCCCACUGGAUUUGGACGAAUCGUGGGCUUUCGAAGUUGACUUCGAGUGUUCUAGUGGAAUACUGCUGCAUAUCGAAACAAGACUUGAGGUUCAGGCGCCAGAGCUGGAAAAGGACAUUAUGAAGACUGAUAUUAGAGGCAAUCCUAAUGGGGACGCGAGUUCAGAUUUCCUUGAUAGUAUUGAGCAAUAUGGUAACCAAUUCGGGCCUUCAGAAGUUUCGGAUUUUGCAGCAGAGGUCAACGAUGAAGCAGAUACCUUAAGGAAAUCAAAGAGCGCUGGGUGGGCAUCAACAUAUAUGUCAAGGUGGAGAAGUAUCUUGAAUUCAAUAGCGGACCAGGUUUCACAGGUGCCGCUAUCAUUGGCGAUUAAAAUUUCUUCAGUUCGUGGAACGAUGCGGAUACAUCUAAAGCCUCCUCCGGGUGAUCGAGUUUGGUAUGGGUUUACGUCCAUGCCGGAGAUAGAGUGGGAGUUGGAAUCAUCGGUUGGGGAUAGGAAGAUAAGCAGCAGUUACAUCGCCUCGCUUAUCGGCAACAGGAUCAAGGCUUCGGUUCGUCAGAUCUUGGUGAUGCCCAACUGUGAAAGCUUUCCUAUUUCCUGGAUGAUAGCAGAUACGGAUGACUGGGUGCCCCGCAGAAUUGCACCUUUUAUAUGGCUGAACCGUGAGCCCGCUGAUAGGCGUGCUGCAGACACAACUAGAGAGAUGAUGCCAGGGGAAGCUUCCACAUCCAAGGCCAUUGCAAAGAACAAGUCGAGUCCGCUGCCGUCUACAAAAAGAAUCACCAACGGUUCCUGGAACAAGACAAAGAUACGUGUUGAUGGGCAAGAGCAAGAGCAGGCAGAAGCAUCAACGAGCUCGCAGUCUUGGCUGGUUUCAGCAAAUGGUGAUGCAACAAGGGAACAGCUGAGGAUGCCACUGCUGAGCAGCAGCGGAGACGAGAGAGCAGGCCCUGUGGAGGAGCAGCAAGCAUCACCUUCUGCUGCUGAGGAGGAGGGAGAUGCGAAGAAGAGGAAGAGGCGUGCACGGGUGAUGGAUCUAGGAAGGAGGAUGGGCGACAAGCUGGAAGAGAAGGGCAAGCGUUUCGUCGGGAAGAUGCGGGAGAACGCGAGGAACAACCGCUUGCUAUUGCCGGACUUGGAGCAGGCCACCACCCCUCCUGCUCCUGCUCCUAGUUAGGCAUUUUAAGGAUGUUACUCGACAAAAUGAAAAUUAAUCAGUUGCAGCGCCUAGCAACAGCUCCUAAUUAGGAGCACUUGUAUUAUGUAAAAGAAAGAAAGAAAAAGCUUAUGAGAUAUGAUUGUACCACACAGAUGGAUGUAUGCAUCUCUCAUCUCACCCACUGAAUUAACACAACAAAAGAAGUCAUUAUUCGUCCA